This is a messenger RNA of Silurus meridionalis, 1715 nucleotides long. It is a transcript of the gene anxa2a, whose product is annotated as annexin A2a. The record is from RefSeq and is a predicted model, not a curated record. Gene Ontology annotation, molecular function: calcium-dependent phospholipid binding; calcium ion binding; phospholipase inhibitor activity. Bases 163 to 1173 code for a protein of 336 amino acids. Lineage: Eukaryota; Metazoa; Chordata; Actinopteri; Siluriformes; Siluridae. Gene Ontology annotation, cellular component: cytoplasm. The transcript has 13 exons.
GGGUGGAGUUUUUCAUGCUGUGCACCACAGGAGGAGGUUCUGCUGCACUAAGGGAGGGACAAAACUCCUGGCAAAGACUGGAGUAUUUAACCACCACACCCUUUUUCACUUCUCAUAGCUGACACUCUUCUGUGCAUCAUCUGCAAACUUAGGACAUCUAAGAUGGCACUGGUAUCUGAUUUCCUGGGUCAGCUGACACUUAAUUUUGGGUCGAGCGAGCCCACCUAUCCCACCGUGGUUCCUGUACCUGAUUUCGAUCCAGACAAAGAUGCUGCCAGAAUAGAGACAGCUAUCAAAACUAAAGGUGUGGAUGAACAGACCAUUAUUCAGAUCCUCACCAAACGGACAUAUAGCCAGAGACGAGACAUUGCCUUUGCAUAUGAGAGGAGGACCAAGAAAGAUUUGAUUACUGCCCUGAAGGGGGCACUGUCUGGCUCACUCGAAACUCUUAUUUUGGGCCUGAUGAAAAGCACGAGUCAGUAUGAUGCCUCUGAGAUUAAAGCCUCCAUUAAAGGUUUAGGAACAGAUGAGGAGAGCCUGAUCGAGAUCCUUUGCUCUCGAAGCAGUACAGAGCUGGUGGAGAUUAAGAAAGUCUACAAAGAAUUGUAUAAAAAGGACCUGGAGAAGGAUGUGGCUGGAGACACCUCAGGAGAAUUUGCUAAGCUGCUGCUCGCCCUAGUGGCUACCAAGAGGGAUGAGCCAAGUUCUGUAGUUGACUAUGAAAAAAUUGAUCUGGAUGCCAGAGCCUUGUAUGAAGCCGGAGUAAAACGGAAAGGCACUGAUGUCAAAACUUGGAUUAGCAUCAUGUCAGAGAGGAGUGUUCCUCAUCUGCAGAAAGUAUUUGAGAGAUACAAGAGCUACAGUCCCUACGACAUGCAGGAGAGCAUCAGGAAGGAGGUGAAAGGAGAUCUGGAGAAGUCCUUCCUUACACUCGUUCAGUGCUUUGAAAACAAACAGCUCUACUUUGCCAGUAGACUCAACGACGCCAUGAAGAAAGGUGUAAAGGAGAAGGUGGUGACGAGGAUCAUGAUCUCACGCUGUGAGGUAGACCUUAAAAAGAUCAGGUCUGAGUUCAAGGCCCAGUUUGGAAAGUCUCUGUACCAGACCAUCUCUGAGCACACUAAGGGAGAUUACCAGAUGGCUCUGCUGAGCUUGUGUGGAGGAGAUGAUUAAAGCAGAGCUGGUCACUGGUUCCAGACGCCACCAAUGCUGUGAUCCUCAGGAACCUCUCAUGUACUCAUCUCUCGGCUCUCGUGUACUGUUCUAGCUUUAUGGUUAAUGUGUAAUCUAUAUGGAUCAGUCUAUUUCUAACUGGACUUCCACUAUUCCAUAGCGACCAAACAGAAAAUCAUUAUUUCUUUUGUAAAAUUCUGAAGUUAUGGCUGUUGAAUGCUCAAAUGCAGGACUGGUAAAUUCACCCAAAUAGAAGGCAAUUGUAUUUCUGCAUACCAUAAAUACAGCGCUGUGUAAAAUGUGGCAUAGUUGACCAUUCUAACGAAAACUCUAUUCGAUUUCUAUGGUGCAUAAACUGCUGUACUUCAGAGUAUAACCGGAAGCUCUUGUAGAAGGAGUGCAGUUUGUGUGGUUCACCACUAGAGGGCAGUAGAGCACCACAGCGCUUUGCUUCUAAGACUUAUGCCAACCAUUUGUUACUUGCUGAAGCUUCAUUUUGCUGUUUUGAGCUACUUUUCAAAAUAAUAAAAAGUCCAAAAGUA